GGCAGACGUGGUAUAAAAGUGGGAUUGGUCAUAGACACAAAGAGAGUCACUACGAAAAAUGUCAAUAUUUAAGUAACAAGCGCUUAUUUGUUAAUAAACAAAUUUAAAAUUCAAAUUGCAUACUUACUUGUAAUUGAAACUUUACAUAUUUGGAAAACUUCCGUUUAAAUCUGGAAUAUUAUAAGCACAGUGUGAUUCAUUAGCGAUUUUCGAUAUAUUGGAGAUUAAAUUUGUAUAAUUUUUUUUUAAUUUGGUGCGUUGUAGCAGUUUAUGGUUUUAUUUGGUGUAAUUUAAUAUUAAAAGAGAAUUCAAAAUGUCUUUGGAUGAGAAAUUUAAUGCUUCUGCUGAAAAAGUGAAAACUUUUACAAAACGACCAACUGAUGAAGAAUUAUUACAAAUUUAUGCAUUAUUUAAGCAAGCAACUGUUGGUGAUAAUGAUACAGAAAAACCAGGUUUAUUAGAUUUAAAAGGUAAAGCUAAAUGGAGUGCAUGGUCUGAAAAGAAAGGAAUGUCAAAAGAUGCUGCAAAACAGGCGUAUAUUGAAUUAGUUGAAAAACUUUCAGCAUCAUAUCUUUAAAAUGUUUUAUAAUUAUUUUUUAUAAAAUUUUAUAUACAUAUUAAGAAUUCUUAAGAAGUUAAAAAAUAAAUUUAUAUAUAUAUGUAUUAAAAUUAAUUAAUAAUGGACUAUGGAUAUUUCCAAAGAAA
Messenger RNA from Condylostylus longicornis, 705 nucleotides. RefSeq names its product acyl-CoA-binding protein homolog. Lineage: Eukaryota; Metazoa; Arthropoda; Insecta; Diptera; Dolichopodidae. The transcript is spliced from 4 exons. Gene Ontology annotation, biological process: fatty acid metabolic process. Gene Ontology annotation, molecular function: long-chain fatty acyl-CoA binding. Bases 314 to 577 code for a protein of 87 amino acids. The record is from RefSeq and is a predicted model, not a curated record.